CAAAUAAUUCUCGGACCAAUAAAAUUUUAUAAAAAUCUAAACUAUUUUCAAUUAAAUUUGAGCCCCAACUGCACAUGUCAUAAAUAAACCACAACCCAUCACAUCAAAGUCAUUGAAGAAUGAUUUCACUCUCUUAAAAAGUUUCUGGUCUAUCGUUCUGUAGUUUCUUAAGAAAAAUGACAAGGUGUUUCAGCUUAACUGAAGCCAAAAACUGGUGCUACAGAUCAUCCUUCAACAAAUCAGGGCUUCGAUCCACCAUCACGGACCUCCAAGAUGGCACCAUUAUGCACUGUUGGGUGCCCAAGACCCGCAAUGAAUCCAAACCUAACCUCCUCCUUAUCCAUGGACUUGGUGCCAACGCAAUGUGGCAAUGGGGUAAAAUCCUUCGUCAGAUGAUCCCUUACUUCAACGUCUUCGUACCUGACCUUCUCUUCUUCGGAGACUCCUACACGACUCAGCCUGAACGCUCUGAGUCGUUCCAGGCUCAGUGUGUGAUGCGAGUAAUGGAAGCCAACUCGGUAAGGAAACUCAGCCUGGUAGGCCUUAGUUAUGGUGGGUUUGUUGGGUACAGUUUAGCAGCACAGUUUAGUCAGGCUGUUGAAAAAGUGGUGAUAUGCUGUGCUGGGGUUUGCAUGGAAGAGAAAGAUUUACAGGAAGGGGUUUUCAGAGUAUCUGAUUUGGAAGAAGCUGCCAGGAUUUUAGUCCCUCAGACGCCUCAGAAACUUAGAGAACUCUUGGGUUUUUCGCUGUUCAAGCCGCCUCCUUUGAGUUUGGUACCUUCUUGUCUGCUCGCAGAUUUCAUUGACGUGAUGUAUACCAAGUAUACAGAAGAGAAGAAAGAGCUGAUCCGAGCUAUACCAAAAGAUCGAAAGAUUUCAAACAUUCCCAGAAUCUCUCAGCCCACGUUGAUUUUGUGGGGAGAAUAUGAUCAGGUAUUCCCACUGGAAAUGGGUCACAGGUUAAAAAGGCAUCUGGGGGAUAAUGCUCACAUUGUUGUUAUCAAGGACGCAGGACACGCCUUCAUCUUGGAGAAGCCCAAGGAGUAUUACAGGCAAUUGAAAUCAUUUCUAGUUCAUUUGCAGCCUCCUCCAGUGAACCCACCUCCCAAUAAUGAAAACCACAAGUUAUCUUGUAAUGCAGCAGAGGUAAAACCUUGAAAGUGAAGUGCAACAGCAAAUUUCUUAUGUAAAUCUUUUGCCAUCUUAAUUUCAUCAGAAAAAAGAGAAGUUAACAUCUCAUUCUAAACAGAAACACAGAAUAAAUGAAGCUAUUACAAAGGAGAGUCCAUUUUCUUCAGUGCAUCAGGUGCCCCUUUUUUUAUUUGUAGGGGGAACCCAUUUUCCAUAGUACAAAUUCCUGCGAAGGUGUUAUCCUUUUCCCUUUUUUUGGUUCUUGCAAAAGCAUUAUACGGUAGUUUUGCUGAUACUUAAAAUUCAUCCACCAUAAAUGAAUUUCAAUCAUGAUUCCUGCCCCGUAUCUCAUCAUUCUGUUACCAUUUACAAACAGGUUAAUGCCCCUAGAAUAUUCAAUUAUUGCCUGAGAUCAAAUCCAGCUAUAAAAUCAAAACUA
Messenger RNA from Durio zibethinus, 1569 nucleotides. RefSeq lists its product as uncharacterized. Gene Ontology annotation, molecular function: catalytic activity. The record is from RefSeq and is a predicted model, not a curated record. NCBI's taxonomy places the organism in Eukaryota, Viridiplantae, Streptophyta, Magnoliopsida, Malvales, Malvaceae.